Phoenix dactylifera (date palm) is the source of this 729-nucleotide messenger RNA. Lineage: Eukaryota; Viridiplantae; Streptophyta; Magnoliopsida; Arecales; Arecaceae. The record is from RefSeq and is a predicted model, not a curated record.
GCAUGAAAGCAAGUUGGUUGCUUAUAGGUCAUCCGCAAGAUAGUGCAAAAGAAAAGAUGGCUGCAGUCCGUGCAUGGUUAUUGAUGGCAUUACUCGCAAGCAUUUGCUUGGUGAAAGAAAAUAAUGCAGAAGAUAUUGGUUACGGCACUAUUGGAAAAGGUGGUGGUGAUGUUCAUUGUGGAGUUGGACAUAAGGGGAAUUGUCGUCCUCAUAAAGCAGCGCCUUACCAUAGACCUUGCGAGAAAAAGGAUGGGUGUAGAGGAGAUCCACCGAACACGGAAAAGAUAGUUGAACAUGAUGGAAAUUUGCCGAAGCCCAAAGCAGGGAAGAGAAUUAAAGAUGCUGAACAGUUGCUUCACUCACUUGGGCCAACUCCCAUGUGAGUUUGUCAAAGCAUGCAAGAGAAGGAGAUAAAAUCUCUUUCCUCGUUAAAACAAGAGAAGAAGAUCGAUGAAUUCUCGCACUUUGUCGAGUUAUGUUAUAUCUAUUUGUUGCGUGAUGUGUGUAGUACGUGUUGCUGGGUCAUUUUGUUUACAUUCUCUAAGCUGCCUUCUAGGGAAGAUGAUGGCCCUACUGAAUUUCUUAAGCUCAAUUAGCCAAAUUUCCUCACAUAAUGAUGGAACUUGGUUUGGGUCAUGUUAACAGAGUGUUUCUUUUUUAUCAAUUAUGUAAUACUACCUUGAUCCACAAUAAAGUACUGCUUCCUCGCAGAGGCAGCUUAUUUCUUUA